GGGAUGGGCUCCUGCUUUAGGAUUGCUUCUGAGCUGCUGGUUGUAGCUGGAAGGCCGCUGCCCCAAACGGUGCAGGGAUUUGAAGAGCUAUGGUGAGCAGCCGCUGAGCACUGCCAAGGAUGGGAGUGGUGAGCAGCAAAAGGCAGGUCAAGGAGAAGGGGAAGGGCGGAUGGAGCCCUGUGAAAGCCAGCACCCAGAGCAGAGAGGCCCCACCACUGCCGCCCCUGGUCGUGUUUAACCACCUGCCUCCCCCACCUCCUGACACCACGCACCCGGACCAAGAGGAGCACUUCGUGGUGGCCCUGUAUGACUACAAAGCCAUGAAUGACCGGGACCUGCAGAUGCUGAAGGGGGAGAAGCUGCAGGUCCUGAAAGAAGCUGGAGACUGGUGGUUGGCCAAGUCUCUCAUCACAGGAAGAGAAGGCUACGUGCCAAACAACUUUGUGGCCCGAGUAGAGACCCUGGAAGUGGAAAAGUGGUUCUUUAGAUCAAUUUGCCGGAGAGAUGCAGAAAGGCAGCUUCUGGCUCCGAUCAAUAAGGCCGGCUCCUUUCUUAUUAGAGAGAGCGAAACCAGCAAAGGUGCCUUUUCUCUGUCUGUGAAGGAUGUGACCACCCAGGGGGAGGUGAUCAAACACUAUAAGAUCCGCUCCCUGGAUGAAGGCGGCUAUUACAUCUCCCCCCGAAACACCUUCCCCACUCUGCAGGCUUUGGUGCAGCACUAUUCUAAGAAAGGGGAUGGUUUAUGCCAGAGGCUGACCCAACCCUGUGUGAGCCUGGCUCCCCAGAACCCCUGGGCCCAGGAUGAAUGGGAAAUCCCCCGGCAGUCUCUCAAGCUGGUCAGAAAACUCGGGUCUGGGCAGUUUGGCGAAGUCUGGAUGGGUUAUUACAAAAACAACAUCAAGGUGGCCAUCAAGACCUUGAAGGAAGGAACCAUGUCUCCGGAGGCCUUCCUGGGUGAGGCCAACCUGAUGAAAACUCUCCAGCACGAGAGACUGGUCCGCCUCUAUGCCGUGGUCACCAAGGAACCCAUCUACAUCGUGACCGAGUACAUGGCCAGAGGCUGCUUGCUGGAUUUCCUGAAGACGGAUGAAGGUAGCCGGUUGUCCCUCCCGAGACUGAUCGACAUGUCAGCCCAGAUUGCAGAAGGAAUGGCGUAUAUCGAGCAGAUGAAUUCAAUCCACCGGGACCUGAGGGCAGCCAACAUCCUGGUGUCUGAGACCUUGUGCUGCAAGAUUGGUGACUUUGGCUUGGCCCGGAUCAUCGAUAAUGAAUACACUGCCCCAGAGGGCGCCAAGUUCCCCAUCAAGUGGACCGCCCCAGAGGCCAUCCAUUUUGGGGUGUUCACCAUCAAAGCUGACGUGUGGUCGUUUGGAAUCCUCCUGAUGGAAAUUGUCACUUAUGGGCGUGUGCCCUACCCAGGGAUGAGCAACCCCGAGGUCAUCCGCAACCUGGAGCGCGGCUACCGCAUGCCCCGCCCGGACUCGUGCCCGCCCGAGCUGUACAGCGGCGUCAUCGCAGAGUGCUGGCGCAGCCGGCCCGAGGAGCGGCCCACCUUCGAGUUCCUGCAGUCAGUGCUCGAGGACUUCCACACGGCCACCGAGGGCCAGUACGAGCAGCAGCCUUAGGCCCCGUGUGCAGCUGACGAGGACUUUUCACCCUGCAGCUUCCUCAGCCCCAGAUAGGCUGGAAAGACGGGGAGGGGUCCGUGCGCCCAUUUCUCAGAGGAGGAAACUAGAGGUGGAGCGGGCUGGGAGGUGGGUCAUGGCUUGGACUCCGGAGCAGGAUCCAAUCGCAGCGCCACCCUUCUCCGGCUGUGUGCCCCUGGGGAAGUUACUUAGCCUCUCUGUGCCUCCACCUUCUCAUUGGCACAACGGGGAAGAACCACAGGAGUUACCUACCUCUUACGUUCCCCAUGAGGAUGACCCCGCUAAGGUGUUCAGAAUAGUGUCCAGCACACUCCUGUUUGGCAUCAUGUCAUAUAAGACUCCAUGUGCUGGCACCGAAAGCAAGGAGUCGGCCGCAGGUGACCUGAGCCUCGGGGCGCCCACCUGACCCAGACUGCGCUCCAGCACUUUGGGACUUUUCUGUAAUAAAGUCACGAGA
Messenger RNA from Hippopotamus amphibius kiboko, 2103 nucleotides. RefSeq names its product BLK proto-oncogene, Src family tyrosine kinase (gene BLK). Gene Ontology annotation, cellular component: extrinsic component of cytoplasmic side of plasma membrane. Gene Ontology annotation, biological process: protein phosphorylation; innate immune response; cell differentiation. The record is from RefSeq and is a predicted model, not a curated record. The transcript has 13 exons. Gene Ontology annotation, molecular function: signaling receptor binding; ATP binding; non-membrane spanning protein tyrosine kinase activity. NCBI's taxonomy places the organism in Eukaryota, Metazoa, Chordata, Mammalia, Artiodactyla, Hippopotamidae. The coding region runs from base 120 to 1625 and encodes 501 amino acids.